Linum tenue is the source of this 279-nucleotide messenger RNA. The record is from the annotation of a GenBank genome assembly. Lineage: Eukaryota; Viridiplantae; Streptophyta; Magnoliopsida; Malpighiales; Linaceae.
AUGGGCACAAGCAAGGUCUCCGCUGUGACCCGGGUCUGGAGAUCUUUGCUGAGGAAGAUAGAGCAGAAAGGGUUGAGCCUGGUGAGAGGGGAUGAAAUUGAGAUGUGGAGCUUCAAGAAUGUGACAGGGGAGCUCUGUUUCAUGCUGGUUAUGGCCGAUUCAAGAAGGAGAGCAGUAGCUCCUGAGAAGGAAGUUGUGGGUAACAAAAUGAGGUUGAAAACCCCGGUAGCAGAGGAAUGGCCGAGUAUGAAAGGCAACAGGAGCAGUGGUGCUAGUUAG